UAGUCGGUCUCAUUUUCAAAAAGCGUGACUUGGAUUUUGAGCUUUCGAAGUAUACGUUCGGAAAUCGUGAUAACUUACAUUACAAUGGCUUCGGCUAAUGAAAUCGAUAUAAUAGGUGAACUACAAAAGAAACCAUUUCUGUUUGACAAUCAGGCGAGCAAAAUAUACUCGUAAAGCAGCGGCCAAUUCCAAAUUUACAAGCGACUACAGGCAAUAGAAGCUUUCAGGAAAGUUGGUACUCGAAGAAAGAUUGGCUUUGUGGUAGCUCAGAAAAGAAUGCAUUGUUCUGUUGGCCUUGUCUUUUGUUUUUCCCUGGAUCGUCAUCUUCAUGGACGCAGACGAGAUUCAAAAACAUGAAGAAUUUCCUAUCCGAUUGUAAGAAGCAUGAGAAGGCAAAAUCGCACAUGGGUGCUUACAAGACCUGGAAGACCUAAGGUUUUCAGCCUCGUGUCGACUGUCUCAUGUCACAAGCUAGACGUGAAGAGAUUCAGCGUCAUAACGAGGAGGUUGAUGAGGCAACUGAUGUUUCUACCAAAGAACAAUUGAGUGUAAUUGUUCGAAUGGACAAAGGGGAAAGUGUCAUUGAAAGACAGCUUGGGUUUGUUGAUGUUAGUUGUGAUAGGACUGCAACUGCCAUAUCAUCAGUGGUUAAGGGUAAGUUAAGUCAAUAUAAUAAUGGGAAAGAGAAAUUUAUUGGACAGACUUAUGAUGGUGCAUCUGUUAUGUCUGGUCAUCUCAAUGGUGUUCAAGCUCAAGUUCAGCAGGAUUAUCCUUAUGCUCAAUUUGUUCACUGUGCUGCCCAUAGACUAAAUCUAGUAUUAUGUCAAGCUGCAUCCUCCAUUUCACCUGUUAAGAUUUUCUUUGUUAAUAUUAGUGCUUUCUGCACCUUUACUAGCAAUUCCUCCAAAGAAAAGCUUUACUAUCAUCCCAUAGGCUUGAGUUUCCUAGUCCUGGUGACACAAGAUGGUAUUAUAGGGCUCAUGUCAUCAAUGUCUUGCAUUCUAACUAUGAGAAACUGAUAGACAUAUUUGAAAAUCUUACUGAU
This is a messenger RNA of Xenia sp. Carnegie-2017, 1045 nucleotides long. Its product is annotated as zinc finger MYM-type protein 1-like. The transcript has 2 exons. The record is from RefSeq and is a predicted model, not a curated record. The coding region runs from base 462 to 1019 and encodes 185 amino acids. NCBI's taxonomy places the organism in Eukaryota, Metazoa, Cnidaria, Anthozoa, Malacalcyonacea, Xeniidae.